Messenger RNA from Botrytis sinoallii, 579 nucleotides. RefSeq lists its product as uncharacterized. NCBI's taxonomy places the organism in Eukaryota, Fungi, Ascomycota, Leotiomycetes, Helotiales, Sclerotiniaceae. The record is from RefSeq and is a predicted model, not a curated record. Bases 1 to 579 code for a protein of 192 amino acids. The transcript has 3 exons.
AUGUCUGUCUCGACUACAAAGACCACUGUCUCCUCUGCGCUUAUCGUCUCUUCCUCCUCAAUCCCAGUUAUCUCUUCCUCUUCAACUACCACAUCUACAAUUUCCUCGGCACCAAUCUCUUCUUCUUCUAGCACAGUCAUCUCUUCCUCAACUCCAGUCGUCUCUUCCUCUCCCAUUUCAAUCUCAACACCAUCGUCUUCGCCAUCACCCUCACCCUCACAACCAUCAAUCUCCUCCGCCUCAACAACCCUCACACCUCCAUCUCAACACACAGUCUCUCAAACCCUCUCCCCGUCCCACAUAUCCGCAGAACCAUCUUCUCUCCUACAAAUAGCCACUCCGAUUGCCAUUCCUCCUCCUACAGGUACUUCUAUAUCUCUCCUCACCCAACUCCAAGAAGCCCUCGACUUCACCUCCACCCUCCUCGGUCUCUUUUUCGUUUCCCUCCUCACCCUCCUCUUCAUCUACUGGAGCACGCUCUACAUCUUGCGAAAACCGUCGCCCUGGCCUACUGACGGCGUCCAACUCGCCGGUCUCGGGUCCGUCCCCGAUUCCGAAAAAGAUAAAGUGGAGCAAUAG